AUGGCCCAAAGAAGACCGAUUCCUGUCACCUCUCGAAUGGACAUUCAACCGUAUGAUCUCUCACAAAGACCCAGUUAUCAAACAGAUGAGCAUGUAAAACGGCCCAUCAAUCCAUUUAUGCUUUGGUGUAAAUCAAAAAGAGCGGAUAUGCUGAAAAAGAAUGCCGGAAUGAAGCCAUCGGAAGUCAGUAAACAGUUAGGAGAAGGAUGGAGGAAUAUGUCGGAAGCCGAGAAGAAACCAUUCAGAGAUGAGUCGGCGAGAUUGAAGGCUGAACAUGUUAAGAACCACCCAACCUACAAAUACCAACCAAAACGAAAGCCAAAAAGAAUAAAAUCAGAGGAUCUACCACCCGAAAAUGCCUCCCCCCAACGUCACUCGUCAUCCAGAGAGUCCAGUUUUUCGGAACCUCACGAUUCUCCCUCAAUUCCCCAGCAACAACCACAAUCUUCAAAUAUCCAAUCUUCAAAUAUUCCAACAUUUCCAUCACUUUACACCGGCGGUUUGAGCUCUCCUGUGGCUCCGCCCCCUUUGACAAAUCCAAUGAUGCCUUAUGGUGGACUUCCAUUUAAUUUUGGAUAUCCAUCUGGACCAGGAGCACCUCAAAACAUGCUUAGUGAUCCCCAAAAUAAUGGUUUUAACAAUUUGAAUCUGCCAAAUUUGAUAAAUCUGAAUGGACCUGGAAAUCCAGGAACUGGACCACAAGAUUCGGAAGGAAACCUUCCAUUUUUCUAUUGA
This is a messenger RNA of Caenorhabditis briggsae, 735 nucleotides long. Bases 1 to 735 code for a protein of 244 amino acids. Gene Ontology annotation, biological process: regulation of DNA-templated transcription; cell differentiation; anatomical structure morphogenesis. The transcript has 2 exons. The record is from RefSeq and is a predicted model, not a curated record. Lineage: Eukaryota; Metazoa; Nematoda; Chromadorea; Rhabditida; Rhabditidae. Gene Ontology annotation, molecular function: RNA polymerase II cis-regulatory region sequence-specific DNA binding; DNA-binding transcription factor activity, RNA polymerase II-specific.